Messenger RNA from Aspergillus wentii DTO 134E9, 2124 nucleotides. RefSeq lists its product as uncharacterized. The record is from RefSeq and is a predicted model, not a curated record. Gene Ontology annotation, biological process: DNA-templated transcription; regulation of DNA-templated transcription. The transcript is spliced from 6 exons. Lineage: Eukaryota; Fungi; Ascomycota; Eurotiomycetes; Eurotiales; Aspergillaceae. Gene Ontology annotation, molecular function: DNA-binding transcription factor activity, RNA polymerase II-specific; DNA binding; zinc ion binding. Bases 1 to 2124 code for a protein of 707 amino acids.
AUGGUUGAGUCGUUCGAGAACCUGAGGGGCAAUUCUUCCUCGGACACGCCCCCGCCACUUCGCCGUGCUCGAGUCGCCUGUAAAGCCUGCAACGCUAGGCGAGUGAAAUGCGAUGCAGGCAACGGACAGCCCUGUUGGCAUUGUCGCAUCAGGCAGAUACCUUGCGAGCUCAUUGAGUCUAAACGGGGAAAGUAUGCUCGGAAAGCUCGUCUAGCGCGAAACCCACGCAUCUCUCGGCCGUCCCAAGAUGUCGAUAUGCUUGCUCAGACAAUACAGACACCUCCCGAUACCGUGGGUGUUGACGCUAUUCAAGACGAUCGAGAUGAAGGCUCUGAAAGACGAUCCACCGACCAAACCCAAACUGGCCGGGCACAACCGGACCCCUGCAGUCUGUCCUACAUUAUCGAAAUGGUGUAUCGCCCUGAGGGUGGUUCUGCCGAACCAUUGAAAGUCCAUUAUCCCAUCCCAGCCUCUAUCGCAGAUCGACCAGCUCCUUCUCAUCAGCCCGAGCUGGUCUCAUGGCAAGAUGCACUCACGCUGCCAGAGCGACAUGUAGCUGAUAAGCUUGUUCAUGCCUUCUUCGACAUCAUUCACCCGGCAUAUCCAGUAUUCGAUCGACGGAACUUCACCGAAUUGUACCUCCAGAGUCAGGUCUCUCCAUUAGUCUUACAGACCAUCUUCCUUCUAGGCUUCACAGUGGGCAGCGAUACCCUUGUCCAUGAGGCUGGUUACAGGGACCGAGAAACUGCAAGGAAGACGCAUUACCUCCGUGCAAAGACAUUGUAUGAUGCCGACUACGAAACUAAUGCCACGAUCGUCGCGGCGGUUCUGUUCCUUCUUGGCUUUUGGUGGGCUGGUCCUGAGGAUCAGAAAGACUCGUGCUUUUGGAUUGGAUGUGCGACAACUGUUGCCCAGUCUGUGGGAAUGCAUCGAUCCACAUCACAUUGUAUAACGAGUCAACCAGCCAGGUCCUUGCGGAAGCGAAUCUGGUGGUCGAUAUAUACCCGUGAUCGACAUACAUCUGCAGCCUUUGGUCGACCGUUUCGUAUCCGGGAUGAAGACUGCGACGUUGAACCACUUACUGUGGACGAUUUCAACUUUGACAACGACUACGACCAAACACUCAUACCCGUGCAGAAAGACUUUCAUACAUCAUACGUCAUCGAAAUGUCGAAACUGGCGAGAAUACUCGGAGAUAUCCUCGUCGGUGAAUUUAGUCCUCGCCGUCCUGUACUAGAACGAUUCGAUACAGCAGCACUGGCAGGCCAACUCACACAAUGGGAGUCGCAGUUGCCAAGCAAUUUACGGCGAGCACCACUCGAUGAGUCUCUGGGUGCUCCAUUCUGGGCCAGCAUGCUGCAUUUUUCCUACCAUUACUGCCAGAUUCUUCUCUUCCGACCCAAGGUAAUCCAGAAUUUGUCUUCAGCAGAGGCUGAAAGGGAUGUACGGGCACGUAAAGCUGCGGACUUGAUCACCCGUAUUGCGGAGGACCUUUUGGCUGGAGAUUUGAUCCGGUUUGGGCAAAUUCAUCUUGUCCCGGCUCUGUUUGGUGCACUGUCGAUUCACACCAUCGUCAUCUGUCGAAAUGACCACAUCCGUCGCCAGCUCGCCGAGAACAAGUCACGGCAAUGCGUGCUGGCGUUAAGUGAGCUGGCCAAAUCGUGGCCAGUCAAGAUCUGGAUUGCAAAGGCAUUUGUCAAUUUGAUGAGAAGACUAACGGGGCAAGGAUCCGCAGGUGGAUCGAUCGUCAAUGUGUCGUCCAGCAUCACAACUGAUCAUAAUAGCGUGCCGUCGUCAGGCCACUGGGGGUUAUUGGGACUUCAGUAUACAACUGGUAGUGGGAACAUUGCUACCCAAAUAAACGACAGAGAUCAAACUGCCCAUAAUAGUCUUGGGGCAAGCAUACAACACACCAACCUCAACGCGUGCCAGCCUCGAAGUCUUCAUCCAUCCGACUAUCUUUUACCUGCCACCGACCAGCUUCUCAGUGACUCUUUCUGGGCUGGUAGUCUCGAUAAUGCCAUUGAUCUUGAUCUACUUUUGCAUAACGGUCUCGGAUCAAUUCUAUCCACGCCUUAUGAAGGAUUAAACGCAGUCGAUAACCCGAAUCCUCAAAAUCUCUAG